GGCAAAAGCGUGAAGUAGAGUUAGAUAGCAGACGUCAGUUCUUCAAGCCACUAGCCGAUCCCGGCAAUGAUGUGCAGACCGGGAAAACACGAGGUAGGGAAAAAAAACCCAAAACGAACAAGGGGGAUAUCAUCAAUGUUUAUUGUUCCCUUGUUCUUGUUAUUAUUCUUCUUCUACUCCGCCUUCUGCCUUAUGACAACAACCCUUCCAAGCUUGCGGCUGGGCCCUAGCCUCCCCGUCGUUUUCUUUGUCUGCUUCUUUUUAUUUUAAGAAUUCUAGUGGCGUACAUACGUAGAUGUCGGCGCAGGCGAUACGUAUAUCGUGAGAGAGAUGACGUGAACUGCGGCUUCGACGAGGCAAGGAUCAUCGCCCUUUGUGUAUAGUAUCGCCGGGUUAAACCUCCCGUUUAAGUUGAUGGUGAAGAGAACCGGUUGGGGUAAAGGGUCGAUCGGCCGUCUCAGGCUAGAUCACCGUCUCAGCUCACGGAAGGAUCCCGUAGGUGUGCGGAGUACGUGAAUUUAGAAAAAUUGGAAUGAG
Messenger RNA from Aspergillus pseudotamarii, 537 nucleotides. RefSeq lists its product as uncharacterized. The record is from RefSeq and is a predicted model, not a curated record. NCBI's taxonomy places the organism in Eukaryota, Fungi, Ascomycota, Eurotiomycetes, Eurotiales, Aspergillaceae. Bases 67 to 270 code for a protein of 67 amino acids. The transcript has a single exon.